Molecule: messenger RNA, 5706 nt
Organism: Ophidiomyces ophidiicola
Lineage: Eukaryota; Fungi; Ascomycota; Eurotiomycetes; Onygenales; Onygenaceae
Gene: FKS1
Product: 1,3-beta-D-glucan synthase
Exons: 3
Coding region: 1-5706 (1901 amino acids)
Biological process (GO): fungal-type cell wall polysaccharide biosynthetic process; (1->3)-beta-D-glucan biosynthetic process
Cellular component (GO): plasma membrane; 1,3-beta-D-glucan synthase complex
Molecular function (GO): 1,3-beta-D-glucan synthase activity
Source: RefSeq, a predicted model, not a curated record
AUGUCGGCCUAUCCGCAGGGUGGCGGAGGUCCUCCUCCCGCUCAGGAUCGCUACAACGAUGACUAUGCUCAAGCCCACGGCCAACCACAUGGCGACGCCUACUAUCAAGGCCAGGGAUAUUAUGACGAGCAUGAUUACCACCAUCAAGGUGAUGGCUAUUAUGACAGAAAUGGCCCCCCGGACCCCAAUAAUCCAUAUCACCAGGAAGGCUAUUAUGAUGGUCAGUAUGGAUAUCAAGACGAGUACUACAAUGAUCAGUACUAUGAUCAAGGGAAUGGAUCUUCCAACUGGCAGGGCGGUUACGCACCUGGUGCACGUCGCGGCGACUCUGAGGAGGACUCGGAAACCUUCAGUGAUUUCACAAUGAGGUCGGAGACUGCUCGAGCAGCUGAUAUGGACUAUUAUGGCCGUGGAGAUGAUCGAUAUAAUAGCUAUAGCGAUAGCCAAGCAGGCCGAGGUUACAGGCCUCCCUCUUCCCAGAUUUCGUAUGGCGGCAACCGAUCGUCAGGUGCAUCAACCCCAGUGUAUGGCGAUUACAACAACGUUCUUCCGCCAGGGCAAAGAUCUCGCGAACCAUACCCCGCAUGGGCGUCAGACGCUCAAAUUCCCGUGUCGAAAGAAGAAAUUGAGGAUAUCUUCUUGGAUUUGGUCAACAAGUUCGGUUUCCAGCGUGAUAGUAUGAGAAACAUGUACGAUCAUUUGAUGACUCUACUUGAUUCUCGAGCAUCGCGCAUGACACCAAACCAAGCUCUCCUCUCUCUUCAUGCGGAUUAUAUUGGUGGUGAAAACGCCAACUAUCGACGAUGGUAUUUUGCGGCUCACUUGGAUCUCGAUGAUGCCGUUGGAUUUGCAAAUAUGAAGCUCGGAAAAGCCAACCGUAGGACUCGCAAAGCUCGGAAAGCCGCAAAGAAGGCAGCCGCUGAAGCCAACAACGAAGAACAGGCCCUAGAGUCUUUGGAAGGCGACAAUAGCUUGGAAGCCGCGGAAUACAGAUGGAAAACUCGCAUGAAUCGGAUGUCCCAGCAUGAGCGAGCUCGUCAGAUCGCUCUUUACUUGCUUUGCUGGGGUGAAGCAAAUCAGGUUCGAUUUGUGCCUGAAUGCCUGUGUUUCAUUUUCAAAUGCGCGGAUGACUAUCUUCGCUCUCCGGAAUGCCAGAACCGUGUCGAACCUGUUCCAGAAUUUACCUAUCUUAACGAAAUAAUUACUCCUCUCUACCAAUAUUGUCGUGACCAGGGAUAUGAGAUCUUAGAUGGAAAAUAUGUUCGUCGUGAACGUGACCACAAUAAUAUUAUUGGGUACGACGACAUCAAUCAACUCUUUUGGUAUCCCGAAGGAAUCGAACGUAUCGUCCUCGAGGACAAAACCAGACUGGUUGAUGUUCAACCUGCCGAACGGUACAUGAAACUCAAGGACGUCAACUGGAAGAAGGCCUUUUUCAAGACUUACAAAGAGACUCGCUCAUGGUUCCACAUGCUUGUCAAUUUCAACCGUAUUUGGGUUAUGCACGUAACUCCUUUCUGGUUCUACACCGCUGCCAAUUCAAAGACACUGUACACCCGAAAUUAUGAACAAGAGAGGGAUAACCAGCCCACUAACGCUGCCAUUUUCUCAGCUGUCGGCCUCGGCGGCGCCAUUGCCUCGUUGAUCAUGAUUGGAGCCACACUUGCUGAAUGGGCGUAUGUACCGAGACGGUGGGCAGGCGCUCAACAUUUGACAAAACGACUACUCUUUUUACUCGUUGUCUUUGCACUAAACUUGGGCCCCAGCGUCUAUGUUUUCUUUAUUAACCAGGACAACAAGAUUGCUCUUAUCUUGGGUAUCGUGCAAUUCGUCAUCGCGCUGUUCACGUUUAUUUACUUUUCCGUCGUUCCGAUUGGGGGCCUUUUCGGUAGUUAUCUGAUAAAUAAUUCUCGACGAUACGUUGCGAGUCAGACUUUCACGGCCAGUUACCCCCGACUUCGUGGAAACGAUAUGUGGACAUCAUACGGUCUUUGGCUCUGCGUAUUUGCUGCAAAGUUUGCCGAAUCCUACUUCUUCCUUACCCUUUCAGUUAAGGACCCUAUCAGAAUUCUGUCUACCAUGAGGAUACGCCGAUGUGCUGGAGAUAUGUAUCUGGGGAACGUCCUUUGCAAGUACCAGCCGCAGAUCUUGCUAGGUUUGAUCCUGUUCACAGAUUUGGUUCUCUUUUUCCUGGACACUUACCUGUGGUACAUCAUCCUCAACACGCUGUUUUCCGUGGCCCGUUCAUUCUAUUUGGGCAUAUCCAUUUGGACCCCCUGGAGAAAUAUUUUCUCGCGACUUCCCAAACGUAUCUACUCCAAGGUUCUUGCCACCAGCGACAUGGAAAUCAAAUAUAAGCCUAAGGUGCUUAUUUCUCAAGUCUGGAACGCUGUGGUUAUCUCAAUGUAUCGCGAACACCUGUUAGCCAUUGACCAUGUACAGAAGUUGCUCUAUCACCAGGUUCCGUCUGAACAGGAAGGCAAGCGCACUCUUCGUGCUCCAACGUUCUUUGUUUCUCAGGAAGAUCAUUCUUUCAAAACGGAGUUUUUCCCUUCUCAAAGUGAAGCAGAGCGUCGUAUCUCGUUCUUUGCCCAGUCUCUUUCGACUCCGAUCCCAGAACCUGUUCCAGUUGACAACAUGCCGACCUUUACUGUCUUGAUUCCUCAUUACAGCGAGAAGAUUCUCCUUUCUUUACGUGAAAUUAUCCGAGAAGAUGAACCAUACUCUCGCGUGACAUUAUUGGAGUAUCUGAAACAACUUCAUCCUCAUGAAUGGGAUUGCUUCGUAAAGGAUACCAAAAUUCUUGCUGACGAGACCUCUCAAUUCAAUGGUGAACUUGAAAAGAGCGAAAAAGACGCCGCCAAGAGCAAGAUCGACGACCUUCCAUUCUACUGUAUUGGUUUCAAAUCUGCUGCCCCUGAGUACACCCUGAGAACUCGUAUCUGGGCAUCUCUCCGCUCUCAGACUCUGUACCGCACUAUCUCUGGCUUUAUGAAUUACAGUCGUGCCAUCAAAUUGCUCUACCGCGUUGAGAACCCUGAGGUCGUCCAGAUGUUCGGUGGAAAUUCUGAGAAGCUAGAGCGUGAACUGGAACGAAUGGCUCGUCGAAAAUUCAAAAUUUGUGUUUCCAUGCAGCGAUAUGCCAAGUUUAGCAAAGAAGAGCGCGAAAACACGGAGUUUUUGCUUCGUGCUUAUCCCGACCUUCAGGUGGCAUACUUGGACGAGGAGCCUCCUGUUAACGAAGGCGAAGAGCCACGCUUGUAUUCGGCAUUGAUUGAUGGGCAUUCUGAAAUUAUGGAGAACGGUUUACGACGACCAAAAUUCCGGGUUCAACUUUCCGGCAAUCCUAUUCUUGGAGACGGAAAAUCCGAUAACCAGAAUCAUGCCAUUAUCUUCUAUCGCGGUGAAUAUAUUCAACUGAUCGACGCCAACCAGGACAAUUAUCUCGAAGAGUGCCUUAAGAUUCGAAGUGUUUUGGCUGAAUUCGAAGAGAUGGUCACCGACAACGUUUCGCCUUAUACCCCCGGCCUGCCUCCAACUAAGACCAACCCUGUUGCCAUUCUUGGAGCUCGUGAAUAUAUCUUCUCGGAGAACAUUGGUAUCCUUGGUGACGUGGCUGCUGGAAAAGAACAGACAUUCGGUACUCUAUUCGCACGUACAAUGGCCCAAAUUGGCGGUAAAUUGCAUUAUGGACAUCCUGAUUUCUUGAACGGUAUCUUCAUGACAACUCGUGGCGGUGUCUCCAAGGCUCAGAAAGGUUUACAUCUCAACGAAGAUAUCUACGCCGGUAUGAAUGCGCUACUUCGAGGUGGUCGGAUUAAGCACUGCGAAUAUUAUCAAUGCGGUAAAGGACGUGAUCUUGGUUUCGGAUCCAUUCUCAACUUCACCACGAAGAUCGGCACUGGUAUGGGAGAGCAGAUGUUGUCCAGGGAAUAUUAUUAUCUCGGUACUCAGCUGCCUCUUGACCGGUUCUUGUCCUUCUUCUACGCGCAUCCAGGCUUCCAUAUCAACAAUCUGUUCAUCAUGCUUUCGGUUCAAAUGUUCAUGAUUUGUCUCAUCAAUUUGGGAGCCCUGCGACAUGAAACGAUUACCUGUAUUGUGAAGAAGGGUGUUCCUAUUACUGAUCCCUUGAAGCCUACUGGAUGUGCCGAUAUUAACCCGAUCCGUGACUGGGUCCAGCGUUGUAUCAUCUCCAUCUGUAUCGUUUUCUUAAUCUCGUUCGUUCCGCUGGUUGUCCAAGAGUUGACUGAAAGAGGAAUGUGGCGUGCUGUCACCCGUUUGGCAAAACACUUCGGCUCCUUUUCUCCAUUGUUCGAAGUUUUCGUCUGCCAGAUCUAUGCUAACUCGCUCCAUAACAACUUGUCGUUUGGCGGCGCUAGAUAUAUUGGUACUGGUCGAGGCUUCGCAACGGCCCGUAUUCCGUUCGGAGUUUUGUAUUCGAGAUUUGCUGGCCCAUCGAUUUAUCUCGGCGCUAGGUCUUUGAUGAUGUUGCUCUUUGCAACUGCAACUGUAUGGGCUGCAUGGCUUCUAUACUUUUGGGCAUCACUUCUGGCCCUCUGUAUUUCGCCCUUCCUCUUCAACCCACACCAGUUCGCUUGGAACGAUUUCUUCAUUGACUACCGUGAUUAUCUUCGAUGGCUAUCCAGAGGAAACUCCCGCUCGCACGCCUCCUCCUGGAUUGCUUUUUGCAGGCUCUCCCGUACUCGAAUUACAGGUUACAAACGAAAAGUGCUUGGAGCUCCUUCUGAGAAACUUUCUGGUGAUGCACCCAGAGCGCAUAUCACGAACAUCUUUUUCAGCGAAAUUGUUGGCCCGCUUGUUCUCGUUGCCGUUACUCUGAUUCCGUACCUAUUUAUUAACGCCCAGACUGGAGUAUCGGACAAUCCAAGACCUACGGGAGCUCUUAUCCGCGUCGGUAUUGUUGCCUUGGCUCCACUUGCCGUGAACGCGGGUGUGUUGCUCGCUUUGUUCGCUAUGGCAUGUUGCAUGGGUCCGGUGCUAAGCAUGUGCUGCAAGAAAUUCGGCGCUGUCCUUGCUGCAGUUGCUCAUGGUAUUGCUGUAUUUAUGCUUCUGGCAUUUUUCGAGGUUAUGUUCUUCCUUGAAGGAUGGUCAUUCCCCAGAACUCUUAUCGGCAUGAUUGCUGUCAUCGCGAUACAACGGUUUGUGUUCAAGCUUAUCAUUUCACUUGCCUUGACAAGAGAAUUCCGCCAGGACAACUCUAAUAUCGCGUGGUGGACCGGAAAAUGGUACAAUAUGGGUUGGCACUCGAUCUCUCAGCCAGGCCGUGAAUUCCUCUGCAAAAUUACAGAGCUUGGACUUUUUGCUGCCGACUUUGUGCUUGGCCACGCUCUUCUUUUCUUGAUGCUUCCUGCGCUUUGCAUUCCAUUUGUCGACAAAGGCCAUUCCGUCAUCUUGUUUUGGUUGCGUCCAAGUCGCCAAAUUCGCCCGCCCAUCUACUCGUUGAAACAAUCGAAGCUCCGGAAACGAAGAGUCAUCCGUUUCGCCAUCCUCUACUUCCUCAUGUUGAUUGUUUUUGUUUGCCUCAUUGCCGGCCCGUUAGUCGCCCGACGAUUUGUUACAAAACUCCCAUCUAUCCCUCUCGGCUUGUUGCAGCCAGUUAACCAAAACAACAACGAUACGACAAGUGAGGAGACGGGCACCGCGAUCCAAAAUGGUGCGGCUUCCACUGGCCGCUUACUCUUCUAA